Messenger RNA from Prunus persica (peach), 1627 nucleotides. RefSeq lists its product as uncharacterized. The transcript has a single exon. NCBI's taxonomy places the organism in Eukaryota, Viridiplantae, Streptophyta, Magnoliopsida, Rosales, Rosaceae. Bases 290 to 1411 code for a protein of 373 amino acids. The record is from RefSeq and is a predicted model, not a curated record.
AAUCAAAUUGCCAAACAUUAAAACUACACAGACCAACAACAACUUCUUCACAAAAUUUUAAUGUUCUUUUUUUUUGCUUAAAUGCCCUCAGUAAAGGGGUAUAUGUCAACAUAAAAGAAUUGCAGUCAUAAAGAAUGAUAGAUCCAUUUUAGUAGCAGUUUCACAUUUCCAAGAAAUCUAAAAUCACAUAAACCAAGCAAAACAAAAGGAUGAUUCCGAUCCUUGAAAUCCUCACAAUCCUCCAAUAGAAAUUCAUCAUUUUCUUUUGUCUGUAUUUGUUUUUGCUGUCAUGGAAGGUCGCCGGAGGCUAACGCUUCUCGAUCAGAUGUCAGCAAGUGGGAACGGGAGAGACUUAGCUGGUUUAAGCCUGGACGACGUCUUGCUGGCCCCUGCAGCCAAACAGCCACCUCCACCUCCUGCUCUGCCCCCAACCAUCUCGGGUCGGACUUUGCUCGAUAUAAUCCGAGACGAAGAGCCCAAGUCCUACCGGGCCCUGAUUGGCAAGAAGGAUAAGAAAGCCUGGAAGUCGUUUAAAGACCGCCUCCGCCUGAAACGCGCGGGCUCUGCUUGGGCCUCCUCCGUCCGCGUCCCCACGUCGGAUAUCCCUAUCCGGAAUAACACUGUUCACGGUUCCAAUCACCAACAUCUUCACCUUCACCUGAGAUCGCGUCGCAGCUCAGUGAGAUACGCUACGCCCGAGACAAAUCUCAACAUGGUUCAGCAAGUAGACGAGAGCAAUUCCGCGGGAAUGCGGCAGAUUUCGCGCCGGAGCUCGACCCGGUUCGGCCCGAACGCGUCGAUUCCGUCCGACGAGCCCGACUCGGACAGUUCGGGUCAGAACGCGCGGGCGCCGAUGUUCUCUCGUCGGAGUUCCGUGCGGUUCACGGCCGACGAGAUCGGGACCGACUCGCCCCGGCGACGGUUGUCGACAGCGCUGGAGGAGGAGAGGUCGCUGUCCGCAAGAGAAGCGGUUGCGGCGCAAGUGGCCGCUGAGGCCGCAGCCGCAGCGGCGUCGGCCGAAGAGGCGGAAGCGAUGCAUGGAGCGGCGCAAAACGACGUGCCGUCGGCGGACGGGGGUGCAGCGGGUACGACGACGGAGGCGGAGCCGGUGAGGAUGUCGUUGAUGGACCUGUUGGAGGAGACGGACAGGCAGAUGGGGCUGGAGUCGAGUUACACCAUGGAUGACGAGGAUGAAGAAGAGUACGAGGAGGAAGAAGAAGAGGAGGAGGAACAGGCGGAAGUAGGGAACGUAGAGUAUAAUUGCUGCGUGUGCAUGGUAAGGCAUAAAGGUGCUGCAUUUAUCCCCUGCGGUCACACGUUUUGCAGGAUGUGCUCCAGAGAGCUCUGGGUGCAGAGGGGCAAUUGCCCCCUCUGCAACAAUUUCAUCUUGGAAAUUCUCGACAUUUUCUGAAGAAGAACCGAAAGAAGUCAUUUUUAAUUGGUGUACAACUUUGAACUUCUCUCUGUUUCACUCCACCACUUUGUUUCUUAAUUGGAGUUAUUAGAAACAAUUUUAUUUUAUUUUUGCUUUUUGUAUAUUUGCUUUCAAGUUUUUACUUGAUGUAUCAAUAGUUUCAGACUUUCAGUGAAUGAAUGAAUGCCUUCUUUCUGGGCUCUUUUCUGUACA